Molecule: messenger RNA, 2384 nt
Organism: Ruditapes philippinarum (Manila clam)
Lineage: Eukaryota; Metazoa; Mollusca; Bivalvia; Venerida; Veneridae
Exons: 2
Coding region: 157-1611 (484 amino acids)
Source: RefSeq, a predicted model, not a curated record
AGCAGAAAUAAAUGCGGAAAAAAUAUCAUGGUAUCACGUGGAUCAUGACGACGUUUGUGAUCAAUAUCGUUGUUGUAUAGCUGUUGUCAAAACAAAACGGUCCAUUACUUUUAUACGCCGUGAAACAACUUGAAUACAAAUUGUAUAACAGGCAAAAUGUCGACACAGGCUUAUAAAGAAUUAUCUGUAGCCACAAACACUGCUUUGGAUUUACUUGGCUUCUCUAAGGAAAUGAUUAAAUCGAGAGUUGAGCUAUGCAAACAUUCAGCUUCCAUAUUCACCGACAAGUUUCAAAAUUUGUUUCCAUGGUUUGACUUCGACGUUAUGAUAACCGGGAGUGUAGGAGACGGCAUUGCAAAACAUCCUGAAAGUGACAUUGAUGUGAUUCAAGUAUUUCGCAAUUUCCUUUGUUUGGACAAUGCUCAGGUAGAGAGUGAACUUUGUAUAAUUCAAGCGAUUACAGCAGAUUCCCCGCCGGGUUAUACACAACUUAAUCCUGUAGAAAUGGAUUCUAAUAUUUUUGCAAUGGGUUUGUUUAGUUUCACCGCUGAAUAUGACUUAAGUAAAGGUCAGGUGUUUCUUCUAAGCACUUGUAUGCGUAAUUUAUUAGACAUAGGUAGGGAAACAUUAAGCUCAUAUUUUGCGUAUGAUGGCACAAAAAGAGAACAUCGGGAACAACAAGGACCGUCCAAUCCUUUGACUGUUCAUCUUAAAAUACAUUUGAUGCCGUAUAUGGAUCAGUCAUGUGACGUUGACUGUGUGUUGGCAAUGCCUUAUAUAUCAUUGACAGUAUUAGAUUCUUGGAGUAAACGUGACAGAUAUUGGCCAUCUCAGUCUGUUUGUCAAGAAAUCAUGGAUACAGAGGCUUACGUUGUUCCAGUUGGUGCUAGUUGCAGCGAGAAUCAGAACUACGAAUGGAGAAUUUCCUUCACAACUGCGGAAAGUAUUCUUGUGUCUCAUCUCAAUACUGUGCUCUUAAAAAUUUACAUUUUAUUUAAAAUGGCUAACAAGUAUUUUAUUAAACCAAAUUGUGAUCUUCUAAGUUCCUACAUGAUCAAGAAUGUGAUGUUCUGGGUGUCAGAACAUAUUGAGCCAAGUACGUGUUAUUCUCCUGAAAGAUUGUUAGACCUUCUGCUGCAAGCACUUGCUUUUCUACUCAGCUGUUUAGAUUCUAAAUUUCUUCCUAACUAUAUGAUACAAGAGAGGAACCUUCUCCUUGGGAAAGGAAAACCAUGUGACAUAACACAGCUCAAAUGUAUCAUAUCAAAUCUAUUGGACACAGGUGGCUUUUUCAUUUUUAGGAUAGAGAAGCUUAAAGUAAAAAUAUUGUCCAUUGAAAAAUGUUUAACAGAUGCUAAACGACUUUCUGAAAUGAAAGACAAGUUCGAGAUGAUGUUUUUGCGAAUUGGUAUCGUCAUUACUACAAAGCUGUCCCGUGAAGAAAUUUGUCAGUCAUCAUUCAUAUAUGAUGUUAUGUUUGAAAUUAUCAAAGACCCUGUGUGCUUAGAUGUCAUAUUGACAUUGAUGAAAUUUCUGAAUCUAGACUUGAUAUCUUUAAUUACUAAUCCACAACAAAUUUGGAAAGCUAUCAGUGAUUUUUUGUUUUCAUAAAUAGUUUUUCAAGAAAGGAAGGAAACAAGAAAUAAAUUCUAAAUGUUAAAGAGAUCAGAUUGCUGUAAACAUAAAAAAUGGAAAAUAAAUGUUUUAUAAUUGCAGACUCUAACAUAAAAAUAAUGAAAUUUACAAUAAUGAAUCGAGUAUUGUUUGACGGAAAGCUUUACAAAAAGACAAAGAACUAAUUUAAUAGAUUUUUAUUGUAUGAAAGUUCUUAAUGAUUUCACUAUAGUUUUUAAUGUAUAGAAUUUGGUGCCAAAAGCACUCUAAAUUUUUGUUAAUACUUAUAUAUGUUAUUUGCCACCAUGUAAUUCCUCUAAACAGGCGGAUGUGAGCGAAUUUCUAAAUAUAUCAGAGAUGUGUUCUAAUUGUAAGUUUUGGAAAUUGAAUUGCAUGAUUGGUGAGACAAAAAAGUGUAUUAUUGGUAUAAAUAAUGUGUUUGAUGGAGAGGCUGUUCAUUUCACAUCUAAUCUCAAAAGAAAAAUGUUGUUAGGUUUUUAUUUUGUUGUUGUUUCUUUUCUUUUUUUUUGGAUAGCAACACGUGUAAUUUGAACUGAAGAAAUCAUGUAUAGUAUGUCUUUACAUCAGUUUCGCCGAGGAAUGUGCUGACAAUGACCAUCGUAUUGCAUGAAUGGUAACACUUGUCUAUAAUUAUAUUAUAAUGAUAGGAACUGACAUUUUAUCAAAAGUGACGCUCCGAACGGUUUUGUUCCGAGUUAUAUUCCUGAUAAUUCUAUAUCACAAUGGCAUUUUAAUGCACCUGUUUUAAA